UGUGUGUGUGUGUGUGUGUGUGUCACAGAAGGAUCAUGAGCGUCUGGAGAAACUCAGUGCAGAGAUGCAGAGGAUAGAGGAGAGGCUGCAGGAGGAGAGGAUGGAGAGAGUGAAGCUGGAGGUUGAGCUUGGGAGAGAAAAGGAUUGCAACCGGGUUCAGCUGAGUGAAACCCGCAGGGAGCUCCAGGAGCUGAAGGCCAGCCUGAGGGUCGCCCAAAAAGAGAAGGAGCAGCUACUUGCAGAGAAACAGGAGUUGAUGGAGUACAUCUGUCAGCUGGAGCAGAAGAUGGGAACAGUGGCCAGUGCCAAGUGGAGUGUUGCCCCGAUUGCCUCUACAGGGCGGCCUGGCAGUGCAUUAUCUGACUCCGAGGACGAGAACCCAGUGGCUUUGCAGCCCCUCCGCCCACCAAGACCUCUGGGACAUUACAGCCUGUGUGAGCAGGGCGAGCCUGACUCCAUGCUCCUUGCCACCCCUCCUCCCUCCCCCAGGGAGGCGGAGAGGAGCGCAGUGGUCAUCAACCAGCCAGCCCCGCUCUCCUCGCCCCACCAGGCCGGCUCUGACACUCUGGCGCACAGCUCUGAUUCGGAGGAGGAAUCUGAUCCACUUCAGUGUGGAAGGCACAGCUCUGGAGAGGAAACAGCCCUUUUGCUAUCUGAGCACACGGACACUGUUCUCAGUGAUCUGGCCGACACCUCGCUAUGGUAACCAGUGGACAUCCAGCCACAGCCACGGCGAGUGAUCAAAAAGCGUAGAAGGGGGACUUCCUUGGAGUUAAUGUGGUUCCACAUUACUUCCACUAACAAGCACACAUACAGCUCACUCACUACACAGACAAUAUGUUAAUAUGCAAUUCACAUCGUAUCUGCCGUGAACCUUGGUUUUUCUCUCCUAGACUGUUGUUAUUGCCCUCUCUGUUUUGUGGUUAGGGAUGACAUAAUGCUUGUGGUGGCAGGUCAACACCGUGUUUAUGACUGACAUAAGACUGUUGCACAGUUUUAGGCACGGGCUCUGGCGUUUGAGAGUUCGCAGGCUGUAGCGGAAUGAUUUCUGUUGAAUCAUUGCUACGUCGAGAGCUUUACGAUGGAUGUUAUGUCGUUUUUAUGACAUUUGUGAUUAGGAGUCAUGACAGGCACUGUAAUUAUGAUGUUUUGUGCAGGCCGGGCUCCACUGGAAAUCAUGGCAAAACUCUCUUCCAGCUUUAAAUUCUCCACAGCAGCUUUGAACGCUAUUCAUGGCAGCAUAAAGUAAAUGAUACAGCUUCAUGCUAGAAUUAUAUUGCAGCAAUGUAGGUCUAUGACAUCAUAUUUCUCCUCCAUUUACUCAGAGCUAAGAUUUGAUAUGCACUUUCUUGUAUGCAUUAGCAGCUGACUGUUGUCGUGCAGAUGCAGUUAAGGAAAUUUAGCGAUGCAGAGGCGCUCUAAGAUGGAAAAGCAUUUGAAAUAGUGUUUAUUAACCAGAUUGUUUUUAAAGUCUACUAAGAUGCAACUUUCUACUUCAGUAACUUCAAAUCAUCAUUAUUAUAAAAUUAAUGCUCAUAAGCUUUUUCACUGUAGAUCAGCUACAGUCUUUACUUGUUGAUGGUCCUGAAUUUUAUGUUUCUUAAUUAUUGAAAUUAAAUGCUAAUUUACUAGCUGGUCAUUUUGGAUAUUUAGUGUCGGUCUUUGUUACGGUUUGUAUUGUACAGAAAUCUUAUCUCACAUCCAUGCAAUUCUAAAUUUGUGCCUAAAAUAAUGAGAGAAGAAAGAAAAUCAUCUUUAUAGAUCCUGACAUCACGACAUCCCCAAGCCCAGUGGCAAUAUACUGCUUAAUAAAAAUUGCUGCCUACCUUUUAAUCAAUACUGUAUGCAUUUUUCAUGAUUUUCUAUUUAUAAUUAACUUGAGUUAUUCUGCAAUGAAAGUAUAUUCAGGUUUAGUUUGAAAUAGGCGUUUGUUUUUCACACAACUGUUUGUGCAAUGUGUAACAGGAUUUUCCAUGCUUGGCUAAGAAGAUUUGCUAGACACUUGAUGCUUGAUUUUAUCUGCUGUAUUUGCACCCUAUUUUUACUAUAGAAGAGUUUUUAGAUGAAGUUGAUAUACGGAUACUUAAUGUGUCAGUUGUGUCCUUUCAUCAUUAUCUUAAUCAUUACCAUUGUGUGCUGUGUUUACGCAUAUUUUAUCUACACUUUUUGUUUUUAUCUUCUGUCUUCAAAUACUCACUGUAUUAAGAUUUGACAUAUAUGAGUUAUAUUGUUGCGAGAUGUUGGUGCUAAUGAAAGGGAAUGAUACCAGCAUGUUGAGUUUAAGGUAGAAAGAAAUUGAUUUGAAUGUUUAAAGCGUUUCAGCAGGAACAGGAUUAUUGAAGUAGUUAUGAAAGAAGUUAAUGUCUGUCCAACCUGUCGUUUACCUUGUGUCACUAGGUAUUCUGGUGUUGCAGUACAUGUUGAGUAUAUAGAAGUUUGAAUAUUUUGAAGAGUCUGGUAUUCUUUCCCAGAAGACAGCGCACUACAUGUAUUCUCCGUAGUCUUUGUUUGUGGUUGUAAUCUGACUUUAUGUCUUAGGGAAGUGUUUUUUUUUUUGUCGUUCCACUGAGAGCUCUAGUACGAGUACCCCUCGUCAGGACACUUUCUCCUAUUGCAAUAAAGCUCCAGUGGUUAUGGUUUGUUUUGAAGUUUUGUGUGUGAAGGUUAUCCCACAUGUACACCGCAGUGUAUUUUCUUAUCGCUCAUGUAACAGGGUUUGGGUGGGGUUCUGUAUAAUAAAAUGGUUUAUGUAUCCAUUA
Messenger RNA from Micropterus dolomieu (smallmouth bass), 2759 nucleotides. RefSeq names its product calcium-binding and coiled-coil domain-containing protein 1-like. The transcript is spliced from 6 exons. Lineage: Eukaryota; Metazoa; Chordata; Actinopteri; Centrarchiformes; Centrarchidae. The record is from RefSeq and is a predicted model, not a curated record. Bases 65 to 706 code for a protein of 213 amino acids.